Messenger RNA from Lethenteron reissneri (Far Eastern brook lamprey), 2652 nucleotides. RefSeq names its product dopamine receptor D2 (gene DRD2). Gene Ontology annotation, cellular component: plasma membrane; presynaptic membrane; glutamatergic synapse. Gene Ontology annotation, biological process: negative regulation of cytosolic calcium ion concentration; negative regulation of synaptic transmission, glutamatergic; regulation of dopamine secretion. The record is from RefSeq and is a predicted model, not a curated record. NCBI's taxonomy places the organism in Eukaryota, Metazoa, Chordata, Hyperoartia, Petromyzontiformes, Petromyzontidae. Gene Ontology annotation, molecular function: G protein-coupled receptor activity; dopamine neurotransmitter receptor activity, coupled via Gi/Go.
GACGCGGACGCACAGCAAAAUAAAAAAGAAGGGGGGAGGAAAAUAACCGAAAACACCGCGUAAUAAAUGCUACAAAUAGCGACCUCGGCUCUACUCAUCGUGCAGAAUAGGAUUUAAAAAAAAACCCACGGUAUUUCCCUAUUGCCAAUUAUCAAUGGUGGGUAUGCGACGGCGAGGCUUAUAGGGUUAGGGCGUCAAAGCGCCUUGUUAGCGGUGGAGCAGCAGGCAGCCCGUGUCGCUGAGAGACAAGGGGAGGAGAGAGGGCAGCCCACGCUCAAGACAACACUCGCUCUCUCCCUCUCCCCUCCCUCUCUCCCCUUCCUCUCUCUCUCCCUCGACCGCUCUCUCCCCUCUCUCUCUCUCCCGGGUAGCGCUUCCUCUCCCCUUUAAGCCGCUCGUAAUUAUGAGCACAGAGCCGAUAGAUGCUUGCGGAGCUGCAGAGAACGGGGAAUUUACCGCACAUUUUGCCCAACCGCGAUGCGUUCUUCGUCUGAGAGAGUAUUUUGCCGCGUAGGCUAGGGUGUUUGACCAAGCCAAGCGCCAUGGUCGUAUCUCAAGCUCUCUCCGUCCUCAACGACACCCUGGGAACGGGCAAUUCCUCGGGUUGGCUCAACGGCACGGCGCCUCAGCCUUCGCACCGCUACAACUUCUACGCGAUGCUCCUCACGCUGCUCAUAUGCCUCAUCGUCUUCGGCAACGUCCUCGUCUGCAUCGCCGUCUCGCGUGAAAAGUCGCUCCAAACCACCACCAACUAUCUCAUCGUCAGCUUGGCCGUCGCCGAUCUGCUCGUGGCGACGCUGGUCAUGCCCUGGGUGGUCUACCUGGAGGUGGUGGGCGAGUGGAGGUUCAGCAGGGUCCACUGUGACAUCUUCGUCACGCUCGACGUCAUGAUGUGCACGGCCAGCAUUCUCAACCUUUGCGCCAUUAGCAUCGACAGAUACACAGCUGUCGCGAUGCCCGUGCUCUACAACACCCGCUACCGGUCUCGACGGAGAGUGGGUGUGAUGAUCUCUGUGGUUUGGGUCCUGUCCUUUGCUGUGUCGUGCCCUCUUCUCUUUGGCUUGAACAACACUGCCACGCGCGAUGACGACGCCUGCGUGAUUGCCAACCCCGCCUUCGUGCUCUACUCGUCCAUCGUGUCCUUCUACGUGCCCUUCAUCGUCACGCUGCUCGUCUACGUGCAGAUCUACGUGGUCCUGCGCAAGCGGCGCAAAAGGGUCAACGCCAAGCGCGGCGGCUGCAUCAAGCCCACUGGCGAACACCACGUGCGCCGCCAGGGCCAGGUAAAAUGCACUCAUCCUGAAGAUGUCAAGCUUUGCACAAUCGUCUGUGCUAACAACGGCAACUUUGCCUCCUCAAAGAAAAAUGUCGAAGAACUUGCUCAACCUGAAGAGAUGGAGCUCGAGUCAUACAUGUCCCCACCACUCUCUCGAAAAGCAAAAAAAUCCCUUGUGGGCAAGAGCAUCAAACAGCUGCACCAGCAGCAGCAGCAACCGGCGAGCCAGCAACACUCGCUCGGCCACCACCAGCAGCAGCGCCUUGUGGCCCCCGCUCCGCCCUCGUACCGCCACGACACGCUGGCCGAGGAAACCGACGUCGCCCCCGCGGACGGAGCCUCGCUGGAGGCCGACGGCGAGCGAGUCAACGGCGCCCAGCCGAAGGGCGACCAGCUCAACGGCGGCCGCCCCCACGGCGGCGAUCGGCCCGACGGGGAGAGGCCCGACGGCGGCCAAGCUUGCCGCAACGUCCUCAAGGUGGCGUUCGAAACGCAGCAGCUGCCCAACGGUCAGAUGCGCACUUCCCUCAAGGUGGUGGCGGCCAAUCGGAAUUUUUCGCAACAGAGAGAGAAGAAAGCGACUCAGAUGCUGGCCAUCGUGCUGGGGGUCUUUAUCGUCUGCUGGAUGCCCUUCUUCAUCACCCACAUCCUCAAUGUCCACUGCAAGACUUGUUACAUUCCGCCAGCCCUGUACAGCGCGACCACCUGGCUGGGAUACGUGAACAGCGCGGUCAACCCCAUCAUCUACACCACCUUUAACAUAGAGUUCCGCAAGGCCUUCAUUAAGAUCCUGCACUGCUGAUGUUAUUCCCAGCCAGGGCUGUCCCCUUGGUCCUCUGGCGCAACGAUCAACCCGCAAAGUUAACGAAUGGAGAGACAAUAACGCGUGCAAGAAAGUGGCUUAGAGUGGAAACAUUACAAAAGAGUGUAAGAAAAACAAUGAAGGAAAAUAUUAUUCGGCAAAUGUAACGGCCGUGCUGCGUUCAAAUUCACUCUCUCGAUAUAGACUAGAAGUCACGUGAUUAUUUUUGUACACCCGGUUUUGACUUGACACUGACUGGAUUAAAUAAAUAAAUAAACAGCAGAAAUGCAGGCUAUCAGAUUAUACUGACGUUUUGCACACCGAGUGGAUUGUAAAUAUUUCUUCGGAUUGAAUGUGCAAACCCCAUAGUAUUUGCGCUGGUCUACUCUCCGAAACAGUUUAAAGGAAAUAUAUAAAGGAAACACUUUGAUCAUUUGUGCACACAUUCAUCAGCUUUGCUCAUGGCACAGAGAAAAGUGUACCGCGUGGAGUUUCAAAAGAAUGGUUAUAGACGUAUUUUUACUUUAUUUGACAAAUGAUUUUUGGUGUCGAUAUUAAAAAAAAGUCAAAUUCA